AUGGAGGCGAUCAGCAGGACAGCAACCGUCCAAAGGUGGAGGCGGCCAGCGGGACAACAACGGUCCAAGUUGGAAGCUAUCAGCGGGACAGCAACGGACAGCGACGGUCCAAGGUGGAGGCGAUCAGCGGGACAGCAACGGUCCAAAGGUGGAGGCGGCCAGCCGGACAGCAACGGUCCAAGGUGGAGGCGAUCAGCGGGACAGCAACGGUCCAAGGUGGAGGCGGUCAGCGGGACAGCGACGGUCCAAGGUGGAGGCGAUCAGCGGGACAGCAACGGUCCAAGGUGGAAACGGUCAGCGGGACAGCAAUGGUCCAAGGUGGAGUCGAUCAGCGGGACAGCAACGGUCCAAGGUAGAGGCGGUCAGCGGGACAGCAACGGUCCAAGGUGGAGGCGAUCAGCGGGACAGCAACGGUCCAAGGUGGAGACGGUCAGCGGGACAGCAAUGGUCCAAGGUGGAGUCGAUCAGCGGGACAGCAACGGUCCAAGGUAGAGGCGGUCAGCGGGACAGCAACGGUCCAAGGUGGAGGCGGUCAGCGGGACAGCAACGGUCCAAGUAGAGGUAAUACGAUCACCGGAACAGCCGAUAACGAUUCGAUUCAAUUUCAACACCGCGAGCCUUGCUUCUGGGUAUGCAGACGAUUCUUUGAAUCGUCCCACCAGGGGUACCAAAUUAUGUUUAGGACGCUUCACCUGUGGUAAAAGGACCUGGUGAAUAUCUCCUGUCCUUCACACAAGAGGGGAACCAGCUUCUAUAGUGGUUGAUAUAAUUAGACUCUGAUAUUCUUUGUCGAGUCGAAGCAAGGUGUAAA
Messenger RNA from Diabrotica virgifera virgifera (western corn rootworm), 811 nucleotides. RefSeq lists its product as uncharacterized. The record is from RefSeq and is a predicted model, not a curated record. The transcript has 3 exons. Lineage: Eukaryota; Metazoa; Arthropoda; Insecta; Coleoptera; Chrysomelidae. Bases 1 to 492 code for a protein of 163 amino acids.